Plasmodium inui San Antonio 1 is the source of this 750-nucleotide messenger RNA. RefSeq lists its product as hypothetical. The record is from RefSeq and is a predicted model, not a curated record. Lineage: Eukaryota; Apicomplexa; Aconoidasida; Haemosporida; Plasmodiidae. The transcript has 2 exons. Bases 1 to 750 code for a protein of 249 amino acids.
AUGUAUAGAAUUGUAUUUGCUAAAAUUCUAGUAUUCACAUUUAGCGCUUGGAUAUUGCGCGCCUGUGAUAAUGAAAAGGGUUUAAGCUAUAACGUGAACAAUGGGUUAAAAAAUGCGCAAACUGGUCUGCAGUUAAGAGUAUCUAGAUUGCUUUCAGUAAGCGAUUUAGAAUCAGAAGUGGAUUAUAGCAGUUUAGAAAGCUUAGCCGAUAGAACUGAAAAAGAAGAAAAAGAAGAAAGAGAAGAAAAAGAAGAAAAAUAUGAAAAAUAUGAAAGGCCAGUACACCUUAACUCGCAUUCUUUUAGUUUCGAUGACGAUGAGGAAUUGGACCCAGAUUUAGAAACAUUUAAAGAAUAUAUAAGAUAUGUAGCAAAGAGUGAUAAAUCUUUUAAGGAUAAAUUACAAGAUACAAAAGAUUAUAUCAAAAACAUGGACCCAAUGACAAGAAAAAAAAUUAAAAGAGAAAUCAGAGACAAGGUAAACGAAAGCAGACGCAUGAAGCAUCGAAGAAAAUGCAUGAAAUUCCAGGGCUUAAGCCAAGAUAUGUAUAGAGAUUUAAAGCACAAUAAUUACAAAAUGAUGGUUAAAAUGCGUAAGAUGGAAAAGAAAAUGUCAGUUCUUUCCGGCGGAUCCACUAUUAUGGGAGCUAUUUUAGCCUACUUGGUGUACACACUUCAGUUACUUAGCACCCCUAUCCUAUUCUUCUUUAUGGGAUUUGCCCUACUUUAUUUAGUCUUCAAAAAAAUGUAA